Molecule: messenger RNA, 1151 nt
Organism: Cynocephalus volans (Philippine flying lemur)
Lineage: Eukaryota; Metazoa; Chordata; Mammalia; Dermoptera; Cynocephalidae
Gene: GNA14
Product: G protein subunit alpha 14
Exons: 7
Coding region: 1-1068 (355 amino acids)
Biological process (GO): phospholipase C-activating dopamine receptor signaling pathway; adenylate cyclase-modulating G protein-coupled receptor signaling pathway; action potential
Cellular component (GO): heterotrimeric G-protein complex
Molecular function (GO): G protein-coupled receptor binding; G-protein beta/gamma-subunit complex binding; GTPase activity
Source: RefSeq, a predicted model, not a curated record
AUGGCCGGCUGCUGCUGCCUGUCGGCGGAGGAGAAGGAGUCGCAGCGCAUCAGCGCCGAGAUCGAGCGGCAGCUUCGCCGGGACAAGAAGGACGCGCGCCGCGAGCUCAAGCUGCUGCUGCUGGGGACUGGUGAAAGUGGGAAAAGCACCUUUAUCAAGCAAAUGAGAAUCAUCCAUGGUUCUGGCUACAGCGAUGAAGACAGAAAGGGGUUCACGAAGCUGGUUUACCAGAACAUAUUCACGGCCAUGCAAGCUAUGAUCAGAGCGAUGGACACCCUGAGGAUACAGUAUACGUGUGAGCAGAAUAAGGAGAACGCCCAGCUCAUCAGAGAAGUGGAGGUGGACAAGGUGUCAGCGCUGUCCAGGCACCAGGUGGAGGCCAUCAAGCAGCUCUGGCAGGACCCGGGGAUCCAGGCGUGCUACGACAGGAGGAGGGAGUACCAGCUGUCGGACUCCGCCAAGUAUUACCUGACGGACAUUGACCGGAUCGCCAUGCCGUCCUUCGUGCCAACGCAGCAGGACGUGCUUCGUGUCCGCGUGCCCACCACUGGCAUCAUCGAGUACCCGUUUGACUUGGAAAACAUCAUCUUUCGGAUGGUGGAUGUUGGUGGCCAGCGAUCUGAAAGACGGAAGUGGAUUCACUGCUUUGAGAGUGUCACCUCCAUUAUUUUCUUGGUUGCUCUGAGCGAAUAUGACCAGGUCCUGGCAGAGUGUGACAAUGAGAACCGCAUGGAAGAGAGCAAAGCCUUAUUUAAAACCAUCAUCACCUACCCCUGGUUUCUGAACUCAUCUGUGAUUUUGUUCCUAAACAAGAAAGAUCUCUUGGAAGAGAAAAUCAUGUACUCUCAUCUAAUAAGCUAUUUCCCAGAGUACACAGGACCAAAGCAGGAUGUCAAAGCUGCCAGAGACUUCAUCCUGAAACUUUAUCAAGAUCAGAAUCCUGACAAGGAGAAAGUCAUCUACUCUCACUUCACAUGUGCCACAGAUACAGAAAACAUCCGCUUCGUGUUCGCUGCUGUCAAGGACACAAUUCUACAACUAAACCUAAGGGAAUUCAACCUAGUUUAAAAGCUGCUGCCCACUUCUCCCCCAUAACAGAAGACAUGAUUUGCAAGCUCCUCUUGUUUUAUUUGCAAGUGCUUCUGACAUCA